Messenger RNA from Cololabis saira (Pacific saury), 1239 nucleotides. RefSeq names its product OTU deubiquitinase, ubiquitin aldehyde binding 1b (gene otub1b). Lineage: Eukaryota; Metazoa; Chordata; Actinopteri; Beloniformes; Belonidae. Gene Ontology annotation, molecular function: ubiquitin binding; cysteine-type deubiquitinase activity. Gene Ontology annotation, biological process: protein K48-linked deubiquitination; negative regulation of double-strand break repair. The record is from RefSeq and is a predicted model, not a curated record. Bases 49 to 849 code for a protein of 266 amino acids. The transcript is spliced from 7 exons. Gene Ontology annotation, cellular component: nucleus.
GUCACGACUGACGUCACGCAGCAGGCGGAAGCAGCUCUCACAGCUAAGAUGGCGGAGGAGCAGCAGGAGUCAUCACAGGGAGAGAUGGAGGGAGUGAACUGCCUCGCGUACGACGAGGCUAUUAUUGCUCAGCAGGACAGGAUUCAGCAGGAGAUCGCCAACACCAACCCAUUAGUGUCGGACAGACAGGAGCUGACUGUCUUGCAGAGAGAAUAUGCCGACGAUGACCAAGUUUAUCAACUCAAGAUCAAGGACCUACACAAAAAAUACUCGUAUAUUCGUAAGACACGACCAGAUGGGAACUGUUUCUACAGAGCCUUCGGUUUCGCACAUCUCGAGUCUCUGCUGGAUGACAGCAAAGAGCUUCAAAAGUUUAAAGCAGUCGCAUCGAAAAGUAAACUGGACCUGGUUAACGAAGGCUUCACUGAAUUUACCAUCGAAGACUUCCACAACACUUUCAUGGACCUGAUCGAACUAUGUGAAAAACAGCCAAGCCUGCAGGAGCUGCUGAGCUCCUUCAACGACCAGAAUGUCUCGGACUACGUGGUCGUGUACCUGCGGCUCCUCACCUCCGGCUACUUGCAGCGAGAACACGGCUUCUUCCAGCAUUUCAUCGAAGGAGGACGCUCUGUCAAGGAGUUUUGUCAGCAGGAGGUGGAGCCGAUGUCUAAAGAAAGUGACCACAUUCACAUCAUCGCCUUGGCUCAGGCCCUGAACGUGUCCAUUCUGGUGGAGUACAUGGACAGAGGGGAAGGAGGAACUGUCAAUAACCACGUCUUCCCCGAAGGCGGCGAUCCACGCAUCUUUCUGCUCUAUAGACCAGGCCACUAUGACAUCUUGUACAAAUAACACUCCUGGCCGCAGCCCUCGUCCUCCACCUCCCGCUCUGCCGCGCAGCAGGGCGAUCUAAAAAAAAUAAAACUUCAACAGCCACGUUGAUGACGCAUACAUCUGUGUAUGAGAUUAUACCCAUGUAUUUGGAAAUAAAAAUUGACGAAAAUCACAUAACAUACCUCCUUUACCCUUCUUCUUCCCAACCCCCCACGUUUCCCCUCGGCCAUCAUUAAAAAGUUUAACUAAAAAAAAAAAAUUAAAAAAAAAUGUCCUGGAAAAAUAGUCAUUUAGAGUUGUACAGGUCUUUUCUGUUGUGGUUGUAAAUGUUAUCUACUUGCUUUGUUUGAAUCUUUUCCUUUGUUACACUGCGUUUCAUUAAGUUUUAUUAAAGCGAUUUACAUCUAA